UUCAUCCAACUGCUGCAGUUAGAUUCUCUUAUCAAAUUACCUUUGAACCUAAUUGAUAUUAGUUCAUGUUACAUGAAGAAACCUGGUAUGCUAAUGCUCAGAGUUCCUAAAUCUGGAAAGCUUCAUAAGUGCUCAGAAUGUGCUUAUUCCACAUAUCGAUCUGACCACAUGCAAAUUCAUUUAGCAAGACAUGCAGGUCUGAAACCUUAUCAGUGUGACACUUGUGGAAAAGAUUUCACUACAAGAAUGGAGUCCUGCUGUUACCCAGGAGGAAGCUCCAUCAGUGUUAUUAUUGCUUAGGGCUCAUAACCAGCUGUACUAAAUUUUUACCAUCCAGCAAAGCAAAAAAACUACAUCAGUGUGGGUUUUGUUCUUAUUUUUCACUCAAAAAAAGUCAUCUGGAAUACCAUUUACUGACUCAUACUGGAGAAAGACCUUUCGCUUGUGGAAUCUGUUCAAAAGCUUUUAGAACCAAAGGAAACCUCAAACAGCAUUUAUUUACUCAUUCUAGAGAAAGCAUUUCAUUAUGUGAUUGAGAAGGAAAGCUAGUUUCACAAUUUUAUAUCAGAAGUCAGACAUCAGGUAGAUCGAGAAAAUUACAUCAUUGUAAUAUCUGCUUUUACACAACUUCUAAAACAACCAACUUGCAAAGGCAUUUAUUGAAGCACACUGGAGAGAGACCUUUCAAAUGUAACAUCUGCCACAAAGGUUUCUCUCAAAAGGUGACUCUUCACAGGCAUAUGAUGACACAUCCAGAAUGUGAAAUGUACUUUGAAGUCAACAAAUUAAUUGGAUGAAUAUAAAAAAUUUUAUGAGAAAUAUCGUCAUUUCAGUUUUUGCUUUUAAUUUCAUUUUCGAUGUGCCGAAAUAUACAGUAGUGUCUUGAAAAACUCUGGGCAAAUUUUUUUAAAGUUUUUUUAUUAUGUAAGAUAUAUUUUUAAAGAGUUUGAUUUUUAUGUCCAGCGUUGUCUUA
Messenger RNA from Argiope bruennichi, 973 nucleotides. Its product is annotated as putative zinc finger protein 876. The coding region runs from base 73 to 300 and encodes 75 amino acids. The transcript is spliced from 6 exons. The record is from RefSeq and is a predicted model, not a curated record. NCBI's taxonomy places the organism in Eukaryota, Metazoa, Arthropoda, Arachnida, Araneae, Araneidae.